Messenger RNA from Xenopus laevis (African clawed frog), 3594 nucleotides. It is a transcript of the gene slc44a4.S, whose product is annotated as solute carrier family 44 member 4 S homeolog. The transcript has 22 exons. Bases 217 to 2448 code for a protein of 743 amino acids. The record is from RefSeq and is a predicted model, not a curated record. NCBI's taxonomy places the organism in Eukaryota, Metazoa, Chordata, Amphibia, Anura, Pipidae.
GUAUUAUGAAACGCCUCCCAAUCAAUUUGACUGCAUUUAGCUGGAUUCUGCGAUCAUCAACCACUGUUGUCAUCAGUGGACGUCCAGGCAGGCCCGGACUGACAAUCUGUGUGUUCGGGCAUUCUCCCGACGGGCCGCACUACAUUUUAUUUAAGUGGGCCGCUCCUCACCUUCAACACAGCACUGAUUGCCUCAGGAGCUCUUUGAAUACAUCCGAUGGGCACUAGGACCGCUCCUCCGUCCUAUCUCCCACGUGGCUCUGCCCCUCCCACUCCUCUCACGCUGCUGCUGCUGCCGUGCUGUGUGAGUGUCCCUGCAGCCCUUCUAUGGAGUACUCUGUGCUGUGAACCUGCAAAAUAUGACCCUAGUUUUAAGGGUCCCAUUAAGAAACGGAGCUGCACUGAUAUCAUCUGCUGUGUUCUCUUCAUGGUAUUUUUACUUGGUUACAUGGUAGUGGGAAUACUAGCUUGGUUAUACGGUGACCCUCGCCAGGUUAUAUACCCGCGCAAUUCUACAGGAAUGUACUGUGGCAUAGGGGAAAAUCAAGGGAAGCCCAAUGUUCUGUAUUAUGACCUGCUGAAGUGUGUCACUGGCACAAACAUCCUAGCUGCAGCAAUGAAUGGCUUGCAAUGUCCCACCACACAGGUCUGUGUCGAGAAAUGUCCUACGGAAUUUAUGUGGGCAAUUUCUAAUGACUCCCCAGCCAAAGUUUAUAACCAGGAAUACUGUCAGCCAAGUAUUAAUCUGACCAUCACAAACUUGACAGUGGCAGAAAUUGCUGCUAAGGAGCUGUGUCCCGUGUUCCUUGUUCCUUCAACUUCCUUCUUUAACAGGUGUUUCCCAGGCUCUAAUCUCACCUUUCCUGCGGAUUUCAGCAUUAAUGGCUUAACUGGGAACCAGUCAAAAGCUAAUAUCAGUGAAGCUGCUAGUCAAAUUUUAGAUUCCUUCAAUUUCCAGAACGUUGGGAAGAAAAUAUUUGAAGAUUUUGCCAAAUCUUGGCCGUGGAUUAUCACAGCACUGGUUAUUGCAAUGGUGGUCAGCCUUCUCUUCCUGAUCCUGCUGCGUUUCACAGCUGGAAUCCUGGUCUGGGUGCUUAUCGUCGGUGUCAUUGGGGUUAUUGGAUAUGGAAUAUACCAUUGCUACAUGGAGUAUGAUACCCUGAACAAACAAGGGGUAUCCGUGUCAGAUGUGGGUUUCACCUUUAACCUUGGUGUUUACUUCCGAGUGAAAGAAACAUGGUUGGCAAUCUUAAUUGUCCUGGCUGUGAUUGAAGCAAUCCUUCUUUUGGUCUUGCUUUUCUUGCGGAAAAGGAUCCUCAUAGCCAUCGCACUGAUUAAGGAAGCCAGCAAAGCGAUUGGGCAUAUAAUGUCCUCUCUCUUCUAUCCUCUUGUCACAUUUGUGCUCCUCGUUGUCUGUGUAGCAUACUGGGGAAUGACCGCACUAUACCUCGCUACCUCUGGGGCUCCAAUCUAUAGAAUCUCCACAGUAAACACAAGCCUCCCAGGAUGUGAAAAUAUCACAGGAAAUGAAACUUGCAAUCCCAUGACGUUUUCACCCUCCAGUUCUUGCAAAGAAGCUCGCUGUAUUUUCCAAAGAUACAAUAACGAGGGACUCUUCCAAACCAAUCUCUUCAACCUGCAGAUUUAUAAUGUAAUUGGUUUCCUUUGGUGUAUUAAUUUCGUCAUUGCUCUGGGACAGUGCGUCCUGGCUGGGGCUUUUGCAUCUUAUUACUGGGCUUUCCACAAACCCAAAGACAUCCCAUUCUUCCCCGUGGCUGAAUCCUUCAUGCGUACUCUGCGAUAUCAUACUGGCUCUUUGGCAUUUGGAUCUCUCAUCCUUACCAUUGUUCAGCUAAUCCGAAUAAUAUUGGAAUAUCUGGACCAUAAACUAAAAGGGGCCCAGAAUCCUUGUACACGUUUCCUACUCUGCUGUCUGAAAUGCUGCUUCUGGUGCCUGGAAAAAUUCAUCAAAUUCCUAAAUCGCAAUGCAUAUAUUAUGAUUGCUGUUUAUGGGAAAAACUUCUGCGUUUCUGCUAAAAAUGCUUUCAAGCUGUUAAUGCGAAACAUUGUAAGGGUAGUUGUCCUGGAUAAAGUCACUGAUUUGCUCAUAUUCUUUGGGAAACUCAUCGUUGUUGGAGGAGUAGGUGUACUGGCAUUCUUCUUUUUCUCUGGCCGGAUUCCAAUUCCAAAUGAUUCAUUUAAGUCCCCAGCGUUGAACUAUUACUGGAUUCCUAUUCUGACGGUGGUACUUGGGUCAUACAUGAUUGCUCAUGGUUUCUUUAGCGUUUACAACAUGUGUGUGGAUACCCUGUUCCUGUGUUUUUUGGAGGAUUUAGAACGUAAUGAUGGGUCGCCAGAGAAGCCAUUUUACAUGUCAAAAUCCCUCAUGUCUAUUUUAAACAAGAAAAACCGCCCACCCAAGUCCGAGGAGAAGACAAAGAAAAAGUAACAUCUUUACCUCCGUUAUCAUUUCAUUUGAUCAUUUCCGUUUUUAACUGACCAAUGUCCUGAGAGGACUUCAUUUCCAGGAUAUCUGCUUGUGUCUGUAUAUAGAUUUUAUUACUAGUCGCCAGUGCCAUAAGUUUACAUGAAUUGUGAUCCAACUUUUUCCAAAAAGAAAAUCUCACAUGGAGCAAGAAAGAUGAAUAUAUUAUAUGACCUCAUUUCCUGUGAGAAAGGAUCAGAGUAGGAAAUAUAAAUGCCACUAUUCUGUUGCACUUUCUGUAUACAAGAUGGAAUCUUAUCCACUUCCAAUAGAGUAUUCAAAGAGGAAGACAAUAAUUUAUUACAGCAUUUCUUUAAAAAAAAUCUGUAUUUGUAUUGAUUUUCUAACAUUGCUGUUUCAGAUCUCCAAAAUGGCAGCAAUUUAGAGCCUUUGGCAGAUUUUUCUCUUUGCUGUUACACCUUCUUCCGUUUUCAGUUAUCACUUUAUUUUUCUUCCUGUGUGACCACUUACUUGCCACAGAAUUUAGAACCUACAGUCCUGACUGCCACAUACCUGCAUAAAUGCCCUUUUUAGCUCACAUUAAACAAUUGUCAGUGGAUUUCACCCUUCUUUAUGAUGCGAAGAAAUUUGAUUCUGACAUAAUGGAGCAAGGUCUGUCAGUUGGAAAAGGCAUUAUGAACAGGGUCGGACUGGAACAUUGGGGGCCCACCAGGCUGCAAUAUGAAGGGCCCUCCUGGCAGUCAAUGAGGCCCCUUCCCGACCUCCAAACGCCGACCCUUGCAUGCACAAAUGCGUUUUCGAUGCUCGCAUGCACAUAAGUCACGCCGUGAGCAUGCGCAAAUAUCCUGGCUCUGCAGUGCAGCACCUGUUCUCUGUGGACCAGCCGAUCAGGGGAGCAGGUUUGGGUCGGCGGGAGCCCAUCAGGUUUUUUCUCUGUGUCCCGCCGGCCCAGUCCGAACCUUUUAUGAAACAUAGCCAAUUUUGAGGCAUUUAUUAGAGCCAUACUGAUGAUAACUCGGACUUUAAUGUAUAGAUACUGUGUACAUUUUUUAUAGAUAUCUGCUGUUAUUUUUUUAUCUGCUAACAUUUACUUUCAUACCUUGAAUAAAAAAUCCGACUGCUUAAUAAAAGUUUUAUUAUUAAAGUGUA